UCCAUUCCCCUUCCAAAUCAGACACGGGCGGGCGCACGCACAGGCACGCGCGCACCCGGUGUGAAAGUGGGUUUUUAGCACAGCCCUGACGUCACUCCCGCACGUCACCUUCUCUAGGCUCCACUCGGCGGUGAUCCGUGGACGAGUCUGGAGCGUCUCUGCGUCUCUCGGUGCCCGUGAUGCUCUGUGCUGAGGACCGGAGGAGAGGCUGGUGAGCGCUUAUUUAAAGGAUGCUGCAUGGGUUUACGGCGCUGCAGUGGCUCUGCAUCCUCUCAUUCCCACCCUGAUCAUGGACAACUAAAGCAGGACUAAAACAGGACUACAGGAGGACUAAACACGCACAUAUCCAUAUCAAGAGGGCAUUUGGUGUUUCCUCUUUAUUAAUAAAAAGAAAUACAAAUUCCCACAGGAGACACUCAGCACUUCAUCAUGUCGGCCAAAGAGAGAUUUAAAGCAAGCAUGAGCAAAGAGAGCGUCACUCUGCUGCCCUGUUUCUACUUUGUGGAGCUCCCGAUUCUGGCCUCCUCAGUGGUUAGUCUGUACUUUUUGGAGCUAACGGACAUUUUCAAGCCUGUGCACUCUGGCUACAGCUGCAACGACAGAAGCCUGAGCAUGCCCUACAUCGAUCCCACAAAGGAGGUCGUUCCAUUCCUCAUGCUCUUUAGCCUGGCAUUUGUAAUUCCAGCAGCCACGAUUAUGAUCGGAGAAGGCAUCCUGUACUGUUUCCAGGUCAAAAGAAGGAUCAACAUAAAAACUGAGGCCAACAUCAAUGCUGCCGGCUGUAACUUUAAUUCCUACAUUCGGCGGGCAGUGAGGUUUGUGGGUGUCCACAUUUUUGGCCUGUGCAUCACAGCCCUCAUCACAGACAUCAUCCAGCUGACCACAGGGUACCAUGCUCCCUACUUCAUGACAGUGUGCAAGCCCAACUACACCAUCCUCAACACCACCUGUGAUGACAGCGUUUUCAUCGUGGAUGACAUCUGCUCAGGCUCAGACUUAGUAGCCAUCAAUGCUGGAAGGAAAUCUUUUCCAUCACAACAUGCCACCUUGGCUGCUUUUGCUGCAGUGUACGUCUCAAUGUACUUCAAUGCCACAUUAACUGACUCCUCCAAGUUACUCAAGCCCCUACUGGUCUUUUCCUUCAUCAUGUGUGCGGUCAUCUGUGGUCUGACUCGCAUAAUCCAAUUCAAAAAUCAUGCCAUGGAUGUCUACAGCGGCUUCCUUAUCGGAGGAAGUAUCGCCGUGUACCUGGGUCUGUAUGCAGUGGGUAACUUUAAACCCAGCGAGGACACGUCUCUCCGCCAAAGGCCACGUCCACAGCCACGUCACCAGCCACCACCCAUGCAGAUUCCCCCUCAGCCUCAGCCGAUCAUGCCCCCUCCUGCCCUCCGUGAGCCCCUGCGUCCUCUCCCUAACCUUAACACAGAGCUCCCACGUCUUCUCCAGCACAAGAGUCUGAGCAUGCGGGAGCGUCCAACUUCAGCCCGUUCGGAAAGCAUCCUGCUUCGAGGACCUCACCGUGACUCUUCCUUCAGCUUGAAGAGGGCUAGCACUGAACUGGAAUGUAUCACGGCUGCUAGCCAACUGUGCCAGGACAGCAUGGUGACCUUUAGCAACACCCUGCCUCGCUCACACUCUAUAGGUUCGGAGGAGCCAGUGCCACGUCGUCACACCGCCAUACAUGCUUCGAUGGACUCCACGCGAUCCAAGCAGUUGCUUUCACAAUGGAAGUGCAAGAAUGAGAACCGCAAAUUUUCACUGCAGGCAGGAGAAUGUCCUGAGGGUGGCAUGGAAGCACGCUGUAGUUCUGAACCCACUGCCAUGGGUCUGGAUGGGCCACCUGGCCAGUAUAUGAAGAUGGCUGCCAGUGUCGUGCCACUGGCUAACCACAAUGGCGGAGGUGGGGGUGGGGCCAGGGUAUCGAUCCAAUCAAGGCCAGGCUCAUCACAGCUAGUACACAUUCCUGAGGAGACACAAGAGAAUACAUGCUCAUCUUUGCAAGAGGACAGUGACGAAAUAAGUGAUGGUGGUGGAGGAAUGGUGGGGAAUGCAAGGUCGAAAUGGAUGAAGAUGGCAGAGAAGAGUGCCCCCUGCAGGACUAAUAGCCAACCACGGAUAAUGCAAGUGAUUGCCCUGUCUAAACAGCAGGGCAUGAUUCACGGAAGCCCCAAGAGUGAGGGCAGUGCUGUCAGCCGCACAGGAUCCAUCCGUUACAAGGCACUGACAGAGCAGGACCCUGGGACAGGCAUUGUGCAUGUCGAUGCCCACCCAGAAAACAGACCCAAUUCAGACGCCGGUGGAUCCUGGAGGUGGAAGGCACCACCAGAGCGUGGCAGUGUUCGCCAGUGUUUCGAGCUCAAUGAUCUCAACCGCAACUCAGAGAGCUGUGAUUCCCUUAAGGACGGCUCUGUACAUGACAUAAACAACCCACAUCAUCCACAUUUUCACCAUCAUCACCAUUUUCACCACCCACAUCAGCACCAUCAGGCCAUCACCACUAUUCGUGUGACACCAGUUGAGUCAAGCAGUGAAGCUGAAGCUGCCUCGGAGACACUUUCUCUUGCAUCCAGUCGUGAUUCCACCCUGCGCCGCAAAAACGUCAUCCUGCUACCUGACCGAGGCCCGAGUCCGGACAAUGCCAGAAACCUGCCACACUUUUUCAAAUCAUCCCCUACGCCUCCUCCCACUGUGACCUUCAAAGAGUGAACUUGAGUGCAUUCUGUCUUUUUGUUCCAGAGUGGCCUUGCUCUCCUACCUGACUCGCAAUUCUCUGGAAAGACAGAUGGGAGUCACCCUGGAUAUACCAUAUCUUUCCUUUUAACCUGCACUGGCUCCAUCCAGCUCUGUAAGGUGGUGUUCUGUAUUUUCACAUUUUUUUGAUGUAUCGUGACAUUGAAAAAGCACAAACUUUUUUUUUGCCGACUCGUUUGGAAGGGUGGUUUUGUGGUUUAAAAAAUUACAUUUCUCAUUUUAUAAUAAUUAAUACAACGUAUAAUACAUAGGGAAACUUUUUUUUGUCGAAGAUAGCGUGUACACUACCUAGCCAGAGUUUUUUGUUUUGUUUAGAUUUUCAACUUUGAUUGUGCUUAACAAAUGUGUGCGUUGCCUGAAAUGGCAACAUGGGGGUGCUUUUUCAAAUGUACUUUCCUACCUUAUUCAGUGUGGUAAAUUUUUUUCUCUGGGUAAGCAUUUGUAAUGGAACACAUUAUUCAAAACUAUUAUUAUAUCUCUGCUAAUGGCUAAUUAUUAUCCUACACAUUGCUUUUUAGGCAUUAGGGAAAUGUGAUUGCGUCAUGGCGAUAGUGCACUUACCAAAUUUCAGGAUAUGGAGUGAUGGAGGUGUGAUUCAGUCUCCUAUACACACUGUGCAUUGUGUUAGCCAGUCUUUCAUUUUACUUAGGGAUUAGAGAAAUGCUUUUUUUCACAGCAUUGGGGAAGGUUUUGCCUUAAGACAGAUGAAGAGGUUUAAACACAACGCAUAUUAACCUCACAUUCCAGAACAUUCACUUUCACUAUAUUGAAUUCAUAUUUUUCUCUGUUUUUAUUUUGGUUUUUGAAAGCUCGGUUUGUUUCUAAGUUGUGGUUUGAGCACAUUUGUAAAAUUGUGUUUUCUCGCUUUCGCUUGAUGGGCUGAAUAUUUACACUGACGUUCCUGCUGAAUUUGUUUACCUCUUUCCUGCUUCUCACCUGCCAAGCUGCUCCUCCUCCUUCACCUCUCUUUGGGUGUUUAGAAAACUCCAAGCACCCUUCACAAAGACUUCAGAAGAAGAACCGGUGAUUUAAAACUCUUUAGUUUGAUUUUGACACCUUUCUCCAUACUGCAGGAACUUUCUGCUAAUAAUCUUUCUUCAUAGAGUGCCUCGGAGAGAUUAAGAGUGUUUGUUUUGGGAGUUUUUUGCCUGUCAAUUACUGUUACAGUCUAAACAUUGUACAGUGUUUCCUUUAAAAUGGUGCAAAAAUUGACAUCCUAUACUCAUUUACAAACUUUUCUUUAGAUAGAUUAUGUUGCAUUUUGAGAUUUUACAAAUUUGUUUUGCUAGCAUAUUAAAUACCAUAUUUUCUGGAAUUUCCUAGAAAAGGACUAAGAACAGAGUUUACUUAGUCUUACAUGGUACUAGUCCAGAAGAUCCAGCUAACAUCAAAAAUCCCUGACUAUAGCACAGCCGAAAUAUUUGUCUAAACAUAUGUUUUAUCAUCUACAAUCUUAGUUAGCUAUAAAAUGUAAGUAAAAAAAAAGUAGAUAUCGAGAAAAUUAUAUAUAUAUAUAUAUAUAUAUAUAUAUAUAUAUAUAUAUAUAUAUAUAUAUAUAUAUAUAUAUUAAAAAAUAAUAAAACAUUUAUUGCAAAUGGUUCAGCAAAAUAUUUGGUUAUAUUUUAUCUAAAAUGUCAAGUACUUAAUAAUAAUUUCUUGUUUAUAAAACGGUUCUAUAAAAGCGAUGUUACACCCGCAGUCGGUUGUAAUGAAUAUCAGCAUGAAUGUGAUUUUCCGCUGCCUCAUACAUACGGCCAAAUUUCAGCUUUGCUGAUAUUCAGUACAAAUACAGUUUGGCUUGUAUGAAAUUGCUUUAUUAAGGUUCUUACAUAUUAUUGUUUCUAUAGUAACUAUUUCAAAGCGGUUGUGCCACAUGAGAGCAUUGGACUCUUCACAUAACAAACAUAAUAUAAACAGAUUUUAAUAACAUUUUAACAAAUAAUAAUUUGACAAGAUGCAGUAAAAAAGAGUCUGGAUAGGGAAUUACAGGAUUAUUAGUAAUAAGAGGAAAAACUAUACAUAGUUAAAACUAUACAUGGUUAGAACGCAUGAUUAUUAAUUAUAAAUUGUAACUGUUGGCAAAUCGUUAAAAGGAAUGAAUGAUUUCAUAUGCUCUUAUAGGCGAACAAACAAUUGAUACACUUCGUGAUUAUAGUGACUGCUACUAGUAGAAUGAGGUAACCAGUAGUGACUUUUUAUACCAGAUAUAAAACUAAUAUGGCACAGAGAAUUUGACAGUGAUGAAUUAACUAAAGAACUAAAGAAGCACAUCAUGGUGAGUCUGAGACUUCUGUGAGAUGAAUGAGUUCCUCAUCUGUGAAAAAUCUUCUAAAACUGUGCAUUUCUACAUUUCUACAGUCCUAAUCCAUAACAAUACUAUAUAUUUAUGAAAAGAAAAAAAUGUAUAAUAACCCUUAUAUCUGUAACUUGGGCAGAGAUGAAUUUAUUAAAUGUACAGGAUCAUUUAUAUAACUUAGGAUCUUUUAUGAUUUUCCUUUUUUUUCUGUUUGUCUUUCAUUUUUUGAGAAUUCAACAUGGAUUUGUGAAUACAGGUUUUUCAGUGGCAUGUACGUCUUAAAACGCAAAAGGGAUCCGUGUCAUUUUCGAAUUUUCUACCUGACUGUACAGUAUAAAUGUACCCUACUCUAAGGCUUUAACCAGAUCUUAUAACUGCAUGGUCAUUUGAUACGGUUUGUAGUGUAACUACAGUUUCUGUUCUUGUUUUGUACAUGAUGCCUUUUAAAUGGUGGUGGUCAGUACCUUUAUGCUCUGCCAUGCAUUUUAUCCAAUCAGCUGAGUAAACCACUAGAUCUUUGUAACACUGUAAAUAGAUAUUUGUAACUUUGAGAGAGCUCUUGUGGUGAUGUACAUUUAGAAGAGAGAUUACAUUUGCAAAGUGUUAAACUUUCAUAUGAGUAUUUGUUUAAAGAGAGAUCACAGGGUGCACACUUCUCCGUGUGCCAUAAAGAAACAUUUUUGGGGGUUUUUUUUGUUUGUUUGUUUGUUUGUUUGUUUUUUUCAUGUGAGAAAUUACUUUUUCUGAGUGAAGUUUUAGAACAAAUAAUCAAACAUGGGGCUUUUGCUCUGCAAUGUGUUUUGAUUUGGGGACAAUAUAUCUUAUUCAUAUUAAAGUAAAUGUUUGGUAUCAA
This is a messenger RNA of Silurus meridionalis, 5900 nucleotides long. It is a transcript of the gene plppr4a, whose product is annotated as phospholipid phosphatase related 4a. Gene Ontology annotation, molecular function: phosphatidate phosphatase activity. Gene Ontology annotation, biological process: axonogenesis; phospholipid metabolic process; phospholipid dephosphorylation. The record is from RefSeq and is a predicted model, not a curated record. The transcript has 7 exons. NCBI's taxonomy places the organism in Eukaryota, Metazoa, Chordata, Actinopteri, Siluriformes, Siluridae. The coding region runs from base 430 to 2706 and encodes 758 amino acids.